Messenger RNA from Carlito syrichta (Philippine tarsier), 2686 nucleotides. RefSeq names its product BRCA1/BRCA2-containing complex subunit 3 (gene BRCC3). Gene Ontology annotation, molecular function: cysteine-type deubiquitinase activity; metallopeptidase activity; polyubiquitin modification-dependent protein binding. The record is from RefSeq and is a predicted model, not a curated record. The transcript is spliced from 12 exons. Gene Ontology annotation, biological process: double-strand break repair. Gene Ontology annotation, cellular component: BRCA1-A complex; BRISC complex. Bases 96 to 1046 code for a protein of 316 amino acids. Lineage: Eukaryota; Metazoa; Chordata; Mammalia; Primates; Tarsiidae.
GAGCGCCGAGCUGGGGCGGCGGGAGGCUGCGCGGGAGCACCCGGUUGGUCCGGCCCGAGAGGGCCCGAGGCGGACGUGAGAAGGGUCGGACCAAGAUGGCGGUGCAGGUGGUGCAGGCGGUGCAGGCGGUGCAUCUCGAGUCUGACGCUUUCCUAGUCUGUCUCAACCACGCUCUGAGCACAGAGAAGGAGGAGGUGAUGGGGCUGUGUAUAGGGGAGUUGAAUGAUGACACAAGGAGUGAUUCCAAAUUUGCAUAUGGUGGAACUGAAAUGCGCACAGUUGCUGAAAAGGUUGAUACCGUCAGAAUUGUUCAUAUUCAUUCUGUCAUCAUCUUGCGACGUUCUGAUAAAAGGAAGGAUCGAGUAGAAAUUUCUCCAGAGCAGCUGUCUGCAGCCUCAACAGAGGCAGAAAGAUUGGCUGAACUGACAGGUCGUCCCAUGAGAGUUGUGGGCUGGUAUCAUUCCCAUCCUCAUAUUACUGUUUGGCCUUCACAUGUUGAUGUUCGUACACAAGCCAUGUACCAGAUGAUGGAUCAGGGCUUUGUAGGACUUAUAUUUUCCUGUUUCAUAGAAGAUAAAAACACAAAGACUGGCCGGGUACUCUAUACUUGCUUCCAAUCCAUACAGGCCCAAAAGAGCUCAGAGUCCCCUCGUGGUCCACGAGACUUCUGGAGCUCGAGCCAGCACAUCUUCAUUGAGGGCCAGAAGGAAGAGGAAAGGUAUGAGAGAAUUGAAAUCCCAAUCCAUAUUGUACCUCAUGUCACCAUCGGGAAAGUGUGCCUUGAAUCAGCAGUAGAGCUGCCCAAGAUCCUGUGCCAGGAGGAGCAGGAUGCAUAUAGGAGGAUCCAUAGCCUUACACAUCUGGACUCAGUGACCAAGAUCCAUAAUGGCUCAGUGUUUACCAAGAAUCUGUGCAGUCAGAUGUCAGCAGUCAGCGGGCCUCUCCUACAGUGGUUGGAAGACAGACUGGAGCAAAACCAACAGCAUUUGCAAGAGUUGCAAAAAGAAAAAGAAGAGCUUAUGCAAGAACUUUCUUCUUUAGAAUAAAGCAGGAGACAAACGGGGAAAGAUGGAAAUAUCCAUUGUGAAAUUAAUUAAGCCAAAUUGAUUUUGAAGAAGAAAAAGUUGGAGGACUAGCAUUACUGGACUUCAAGACCAACUUGAAUGCUGUAGUAAUCAAGAUAGUAUGAUACUGGCAGAGGAAUAGACACACAGAUCAAUGGAACAGAAGGGAGAACCCAGAAAUAGACCCAUAGAAAUAUGUCCAACUGAUUUUGACAAAGUGUAAAAGCAAUUCAAUGGAGGAAGAGUAGCCUUUUCAAUACAUUAUGCUGGAACAAUUGGACACUCAUAGGCAAAAAAAAAAAAAAAUCCUCAUCCUAAACCUUACAUCUUAUAUGAAAUUUAACUCAAAAUGUGUAAUGGGCUUAAAUGUAAUACAUAAGACUAUAAAACUUAGAGAAAAAAUCACAGUAGAAAAAUCUUCAGGAUCUUGGGCUACUUUACAAGUUCUUGGACUUCAUCUGAAAAGUGCAAUCCAUAAAAGGAAAAAAUUGAUGUGUCAGACUUCAUCAUCAUGAUUUUAAAACUUGCUCUGUAAAAAAUUUAAGAAGAGGAGAAGAUAAGCAACAGAUUGAGAGAAAUUAUUAUCCGGCCAUAUAUCGGAUCAAUCUGGAAUAUACAGAGUAUGCAUAAAAAUAAUAAAAACAAACAAUCCAAUUAGAAAAUGGGCAAAAUACGUGAAUAGACAUUUCACUAAAGAGGAUAUAUGUCUGGCAAGUAGACACAUGAAAAGAUGUUGAACUCCAUAAGUCAUCAGGGACUGCAAAUUAAAAACACAAUGAGAUAUGACUUAUCAGAAUAGUUAAAGAAAAAAUAGUGAAAAUACCAAAUGAGGAUACAAAUUGGAUCUCUCAUACAUUGCUGACAGGAAUGUAAAAUGGUACAGUCACCCUGGAAAAACGUUUAGAAAUUUCUUAUAAACGUAUAUUUAGUAUGUGAUCCAGUAAUUACACUCCUAGACAUUUAUUCCAGACAAAUGAAAACCUAUGUUGGCACAAAAACUGUGCACAAAUGUUUGUAGCAGCUUUAUUUGUAUAGAUAAAAACUGGAAAAGCCCCAGAUGUCCUGUAACAGGUAAAUGACUAAACAAACCAUCUAUCCCUUGAAGUACUACUAUGCAUGAAGAGCAACUAUGGAUACAACUUGGAUGUACUUUGGGGGUAUUCUGGUGAUUGAAUAAAGCCAGUCUCAAAAGGUCACGUAUACUGUACAGUUGCAUUUAUGUAACAUUCUUGAAAUGACAAAAUUAUAGAAAUGAAGAACAGAUGAAUGGGUGCCAGGGACAGGGACUGAAUGUGAUGUGGGAUAGGUUUGAUUAUAAAGGGAUUCCUCUGUGCUAAUGAAAUAGUUCUAGAUCUUGAUUGUGGUGUUAAGUACGUGUGAAUCUAUACCUGUGCUAAAAUUGUAUAUACCUACAUACACAAAUGAAUGCAUGUCAAAUCUGAUGGAACUGCAUAGUCCGUAGUCUAGUUAGCAGUAUUAUACCAUUGUCAAUAUCUUAGAUAUGAAGUUGUACAACUACCGGAGGAAAUUGGGUGAAGGGUACAUGACACUCUCUGUACUAUUUUUGCAACUUCCUUAAGUCUAUAAUUACUGCAAAAAUAAAAAGUUAUGUUUUAAGUAAG